AUGGAAGGUAUACUAAGUAUUGAUAUAAAUGUAAUGAAGGAAGGCGGUAUGAGGGCACGAGAAAGCCCAGAGGAGAGAGAGGAAAGUGAGCCAGUGACAAAACGCAAACGGAUAAGCAAUAUGACUGCUCCGCCAGUGCUGGAGUGUAUUUAUCAGUACCCGGAUCAGAAACAGAUGGAAACUAUACUCAGUAACAUGAUGAAUGAACUCACAAAGGUUCAAAACCGGAGCCACGACCAUAACAUCAAACAUAAACUCGAGCAGUUCUUAAGAGACGAGAUAUUACGCGCGCGAGGUGACCAGUUGGUCAUGCUCUGCGACUAUUUCCAAAUCUGCUACGGCGAUCUUCUCUGA
Messenger RNA from Diatraea saccharalis (sugarcane borer), 354 nucleotides. Lineage: Eukaryota; Metazoa; Arthropoda; Insecta; Lepidoptera; Crambidae. The record is from the annotation of a GenBank genome assembly.